Molecule: messenger RNA, 2217 nt
Organism: Tremella mesenterica DSM 1558
Lineage: Eukaryota; Fungi; Basidiomycota; Tremellomycetes; Tremellales; Tremellaceae
Exons: 3
Coding region: 1-2217 (738 amino acids)
Source: RefSeq, a predicted model, not a curated record
AUGGCCCCUUCUACUCCUACACCCAGCCCUUUCGCCGCCAUGAGGAACUUUGGUGGUAUGGUGUCAUCUGCUCUUUCUUUCGGCGACAGGUCUCGCCAAGUCUCCUCCCUCGGCCUCGGCACUCUCUCUCUGGGGGAGCCGUCUGGCGCUGCCUCGCCCCCUCGCUCCGCCUCUCCCUCCGCUGGUUCUCCCUCCCCCGUGUCUGGUUCUCCCGUCCCCGUAACGGGUUCUCCUGGAGGGCCUCCUCCUGCCGCCACUCCUCGCCGUAGGACGCCCGCCUUUCGUCCUGGUGAGUCUCCGUCCUCCUCCGACCAGGACUCGCUCAGUGGGGGCUCGGAGUCGAGUGAUCGACCCGACACCGAAGAAAGUGAGGAUGAUGAUGAUGGGGAGGGUAGGAUCGAUAGUGAGGGUGAAAACGAGUUAGAAGAAUACCCGGAUGAUGAUGUGGAGGUGAUUAGUGUAGAGGACAACAACGUAGAUAGUCCUGAGCGUGAGUUCUUCGUCCAACCUCUCACACCUUCGCCGAACUUGGCCUUGUUUAUCUGUUCUUUAGCUCUCCAAGACAUUGCUAACUCGCAGCCGGUCCUGCCCCUCCCCCUGCUCAAAUUGUGGGCCAGAAACGACGCCGUUCCCUCUCCUCUUCUUCUUCUUCCUCUUCUUCUUCCUCUUCCGGGGUUCUCCCCCCCCCACAGCGUCAUCGACGCUGGCGCUGCUGCUGCCGGCGCCUGGCCUAGUGGCGCCGCCCCCGUUGCUGCCGCUGCUGCCGCCGCCCGCCCUGCUGCCGCCGCCCCCGUCGCUGCUCCCCCCCCUUCUCCCAGAGGGGAGCCUUCGCCCAAACGGGUGAAGAGAUCACUGCGGGAAGAAGAGUACUUGUGGGAGAAGAUGAAGUCCGAGCCUGGUCGUUGGAUCGCGGUUGGUGUUGACGAAGCGUGUGAUCAUUGCCGACGUGAGAUUAUCACGUAUAAUCGUCCAAACUGGCCCUGCCUCAAGGCAGUCAGGCCACACAACAAGGCCCUCCGUUGUGCUUCAUGCACGUCUGGCCCCUGCUCCUUCUGUCCCGUUUCCUCUGCCCGGGACAUCCCGCCCCGUCCCUUCGACGCUUCUCCUCUCCCCCCUCCCCAGACUCCAGCGUCUGUCCCCCGUUCGAGGGUACCGUCUUCGUCUCUCCGGUCGGUUCGCCGAACUUCGCCGUCCUCCCGCUCGUCGCCUCCCUCGCCCUCGCCUUUUGUUCCUGUGGCCGGCCCGUCGCGUCUCCCGGCUGCUCCUCCUUCGUCCUCCCGUCGUCCUUCGACCUCUCGGCCCUCGGCCCCUCGUCCGUCCUCUCCUGUGGUGGCUUCUCCUCCGGCCCACAGCACCCGAAGUCGCCGUCCUUCUGCUCCUCCGGCCACCCCAGCGGCCGCCCCUGUCACCGAGUCCCCCGCUGCCAAGAAGACCCCGAAGUCUUCUUUAAAGAAAUCAAAAGGGAAAAGGAAGGAGAAAGAGGUCGUCUUUGAAGCUGGUGAUGUGGAAGAUGAAGCUACUCAGCGUGCUGGGCCCUCUGUUCCUCGGUUGUCCUUCGUCCACCCUCGUAUCUCCCUGGACCCUCGUAUCACGGAGGACGAGAAAGAAUUUGCUACGUAUCGUUCUCUCGUUCUCGGCCUCACCACUCAGCUUGACGUCGCUCGGCGUGAUACAUCUCUCUUGCUCGACUUCUCCACUCGUCAAGCCAACGCCUUGAAUAACCUUACUGCGGCGUUAGUAGAUGUAGUCAACGGUGGGAAUCUGAACGAGGAAGCAAGGACGAGGUUAGCGGACGUCUCUCGCCGAAGCCUUACUGAGAUAGCCGAUGUUCGCCGAAGACUUUACGACACCCCCUUCCUCGUUACUCCUAUGGCAUACGAGCCACCACUGUCCAUCGGCUGGUUAGGCCCCCGGAGUAGUUCUCGAGUCCCUGCUUCUGCUCAGACUGCUCUCGAUCUCCUUAGUCUUCCUUCCGAGUGUCUUAGGACCAUACGUUCCCUGUGGAGGACUCCGAGCAUGCAAGCUGCUCGGGAUGUCCAGGACUUUGGUGAUUUCUUUGGGGCUAUGAACCGGGCAUGGAAUGCUUCCCUCUCGACUGUUUUCCCCCCUGACAGUCUCGAUCUACCUUCGGCCAUCGGUACUCUCCACACCAAUCUCGCGGGGCCGAGUAGCGCGAAGGAGAAAGGAAAAGGAAAGGGUAAGGGUAAGGGCAAGUGA